AUGUGUCACAACGGAAAAAUGCAAUCUCCGAUAGACAUUCCACCCGAUGAACUGCUUUUCGAUCCCAAUAUGAGGCCGAUCCAUAUUGAUCGAAUCAGCGUUUGUUUUCGAAGUUAUUGCAAACUUCCGUCACAAACGAUCAGUCUGGAAUUUAAGGUGAUGUCGGAAAUGCUGAACACCGGUCAGAUGCCUCGGAUUCGUAUAGGAAACUCACUACGGAAACCGAGUGCCAAUCUUACUGGUGGACCGUUACAUGGCUACAAAUACAGAAUUCAACGGAUAGACAUCCAUAUUGGAAGAGAAGGCAUAAAUGGGAGCGAGCAUACUAUUGAUGGCAAGAGGUUUCCAAUGGAGAUACAAUUGUUGGCUUACAACACCGAUCUGUACGGAAAUUUUUCAUCAGCAUCGCGUCUGCCUCAUGGAAUCGCCGCCAUCUCAGUGCUUGUAGACUACGGAACUGAAACAAACCACGAGUUACUAAAGCUCACUGUUGCCGCAGCAAGCACCAUAUACAAAGGUCAGCGGGUUGAGCUCAUUGACUUGGAGCCAUGGCGCUUAUUACCGUACACCCGAAAUAUCAUCUCAUAUGAGGGGUCAAUGACGUCUCCAGGCUGCCACGAGACGGUCACAUGGAUUAUCGUGAAUCAACCAAUUCAUAUCACCCGCGAUAAUGUGAGUGCAAAUGUUUAA
Angiostrongylus costaricensis is the source of this 690-nucleotide messenger RNA. The record is from the annotation of a GenBank genome assembly. Lineage: Eukaryota; Metazoa; Nematoda; Chromadorea; Rhabditida; Metastrongylidae.